Molecule: messenger RNA, 3619 nt
Organism: Vespula vulgaris
Lineage: Eukaryota; Metazoa; Arthropoda; Insecta; Hymenoptera; Vespidae
Gene: Pen
Product: importin subunit alpha
Exons: 8
Coding region: 223-1794 (523 amino acids)
Biological process (GO): NLS-bearing protein import into nucleus
Cellular component (GO): cytoplasm; nucleus
Molecular function (GO): nuclear import signal receptor activity; protein binding
Source: RefSeq, a predicted model, not a curated record
CAGCAACAGGUCGCCAAGAAAAGCGCAACCAGUUCUUCAGCCAUUGUAUCAUCGCCGCGCGGGUCGUGAUUAGUCGAUGAGUGCUUUGGUUCUUUCAAAUUCAUUUAUACGAUUUUCAUCAUCUCAUUUCUAAAUUAAUUUAGAAAUAAUUUUCAGAUUUUUUAAAAGCAUCUUUCUAAUUUCAAUUGGACUUAUCUGUUGGAGAUCAGUAUUGUAUAAAAUAUGCCUGCUCCAGAAGCUGAACGUAAUACUAGAAUUGCUAAUUUCAAAUUCAAUAAUAAACAUGAAGAAGCACGUAGGAGAAGAAGUGAAAUGUCUGUAGAGUUACGCAAAGCAAAGAAAGAAAAUCAGUUAUUAAAAAGACGUAAUUUAAAUAUAAUCGAAGAUGCAGAACCAUUAUCACAAACAGAAAACCAUGAUGUACUCCCUAUCUCUACAUCAAUUGAAGAGAUUGUUGGUGGUAUGCAUUCUUCUGAUGAGACUAUCCAGCUUCAAGCAACACAGGCUUGUAGGAAGAUGUUGAGUCGUGAAAAAAAUCCACCUAUAGACAACAUGAUACAGCAGGGAAUAGUACCACGCUGCAUUGAAUUCUUGGACUCUCAUCACAACUCUGCACUACAGUUUGAAGCAGCAUGGGCUUUAACUAAUGUAGCCUCAGGCACAUCUGAACAGACACAUGUUGUUGUGAAACAUGGUGCUAUUCCAAAAUUAGUAGCUUUGCUAAAAUCUUCUUCAUUGAAUGUUGCGGAGCAAGCUGUAUGGGCAUUGGGAAACAUUGCUGGAGAUGGACCAAUGGCUCGUGAUCUUGUUCUUGGCCACGAUGCAAUGCCACUUUUAUUGGAUUUAAUUAAGCCUGAUACUCCUGUAACAUUUGCCCGUAAUAUCGUUUGGACAUUAUCAAAUUUGUGUCGAAAUAAAAAUCCACCACCACCAUUUGAAAUUGUAAGAACAGCUCUACCAGUACUUAAUCGAUUGCUUAGCAAUACUGAUAAGGAUAUUUUAGCUGAUGCUUGUUGGGCAUUGUCAUAUCUUACUGAUGGACCAAAUGACAAGAUACAAGUAGUAAUUGAAUCUGGUGUUAUUCAAAAAUUAGUAGAGUUACUUUCAUCCAAUGAAGUAACACUUCUUACACCAGCACUACGAGCAGUUGGAAAUAUAGUUACAGGAAAUGAUGUACAAACGGACGCAAUCAUUUCUGCAGGUGGACUUCAACAUCUUGGUGCAUUAUUACAACAUAAUCGCGUAAAUAUCGUCAAAGAAGCUGCUUGGACUAUUAGUAAUAUUACUGCUGGAAAUGUAGAACAAAUUCAGCAUGUUAUACAUGCUAAUCUUUUACCACCUUUAAUUCAAGUGCUUGAAUCUGGUGAUUAUAAAUCACAAAAAGAAGCAGCAUGGGCUAUAACUAAUUUAACUUCAGGAGGUUCAGUUCAACAGUUAGCUCAUUUAGUACAGAUGGGUGUAUUAACACCAUUUUGUAAUUUGCUUGUAUCUAAAGAUUGGAAGACUGUCCUUGUUGUUCUGGAUGGUUUAACAAAUAUUUUGCAAGCAGCUGUAAAAAUGGGUGAAGUAGAACGUGUGGCUGUUAUGAUUGAAGAAGUUGGUGGACUUGACAAACUUGAAUUUUUACAACAAAAUGAAAAUGAACAAGUAUACCAAAAAGCCAUAGCAAUGAUUGAUACAUUUUUCUCAGAUGGCGAUACCGAGGUCGCUUCAUCAACAUUACCUACAACACAAGAUGGACAAUUACAGUUUACACCUGCUGAUACUGCACCUCAGAAAGGUUUUAAUUUUUAAAAUGUUUAAUCAUUCAUAUAUUACAGCUCACAACAAGUUAUAAUUCAUUUGUAAAUAUUUCAUAAUAACUGCAAAAUAUUAGCAAUCUCAUCACGCUAAACUAAUACUUCGUAUUUUGUGUUCUUUUUAUAUUCUUAAACAGCGAAAAUUAUUUCGAAAAAGUGUUUUAUUAUCUUUUUUUUUAUGGUAACAAUUUACUAUAUUGUAUUGAUCUGUACUGAGAAAAUUUGUUUAAAUUUACGAUUUCGACUAGUAUGCGAAAUUGUGCUCUCUACGAUCUCUCUCUAUGAUUUUUGGAAUAUAUACGUUCCACAUUUAUUUGGAAGAUAUAAUAUCAUAAAAUAUUAAGAUUAAGAUAGGCUUUUCAAAAAUUAAUUUUUCAAAGUAUCUUGUGCAUGUUGAGUUUUUUGUCGUAUUUUUUAUUCCUUAUACUUCCUUUUCAUAUUGUGACACAAAGACGUAUAUUUGUCAGUUAUACUGAAUCUAAUUAAUAAUACAAAUUUGUUUUUUUAUGUAUUUUUUAAUAAAAUUCAUGUGUACUUGAUUCGCUUACGUACUUUGAUCUUAUAACCUUUUAUACAUAUAAUAGAAUAUACCUUUUAAAGAAAUUAAAAGAUCGGUUAUAUGUAAUUUUAUAAUAUAUGAAAUUUAGUUUAUGUUAAAAAUCUGAAAUAUAUUUUAAUGAAAAAUUUAUUAUAAAUUAUAGUGACUAGAUAAUUGAGUACAUACUUAAUAUACAAUAUUUAUGUAUAGGUAUGCACUAAACUAAUAUUGUUUAACCUGUUUACUAAACAUAUAAGCACAUGGAAAGUGGAUUAUGCUACCAUAGUAGAAUAAUCUAACUCUCACAAGAACUUCGUGAAAAAAAACCUAUUGAGUACUCAUAAUAUUGCCAAAAUACUUAAAACUGUAAAGUAAAAAAUAAUACUUUCUGGUCAUUUCUAUAUCAUCUAUCCGUCCUUACUUCUAUACAUAAUUUAUGUUAUAAAUAUAUAAAAUAUUAAUAGGCAAACAUUGUAGUGAUCCAUACAAGCAUAUUAAUGUACGCUACGUAGAAUUGCAUAAACCAUUUUUAUACUAUCGACCAAGAACGAUGUCACUUUGAUCAUUCACUAGAAAAUGAUAGACAAAUGCAGCUUUUUUUCUAUCAAAUGUAGCUUGUGUUGCACGACUUCUUUGUAGUCGGUCUUCUCUGCUUCUUGGUGGAUCUCGUAAAAAGAUUGAUCCAAACAAAGUUGCUAUGAAAAGAUUCAUAAUUUUUUUUUUAACAUUACAUAUGUUUUUACAUUAUGUAAACUUAUAAGAAAUAACAAACAUGUAUUUUAACUAACCAAGAGUUUUAGCAUCCAAUUCAUUGUCUUGAGUGUGGUUUAAAAGCUCUUGUAAGAAAAAAAUAAUAUACAAAAACACGCUUCUCCUGGUUUCAGAAAGUUGCAUAACAAUCUACAAUUAAAAAUGAUAUUCAAUUACGAAAAAUACAUAUUGUGUGUAUGUGUGAAUUCUUAGUAUAUGUAUAUAUAUAUAUAUAUAUAUAUAUAUAUAUAUAUAUAUAGUAUAUGUUUAACAUAUAUAUAUAUAAGCUUUCUAUAUUACUUGUUUGCAUUGUAAAUAGCUCGUCGCUGCUGUUAAGCAAACACUAUGUAGAUUAUAUGGUAUCAAAGGUUCUGCCGUCGAUUCUAGUAGCAAAAGUAAUGCCUCUGCUACAGAAUGUACGCUACCAGCUUCAUUCGAUCGAACAUGUUAAGAAAUAUUUAGUUUUACAUCUUUCGUGUAAAUAAAUAAAUAAAUAAAUAAAUAAAUAAAUAAAUAUACGUAUUUUAAAGGA